Molecule: messenger RNA, 1500 nt
Organism: Micropterus dolomieu (smallmouth bass)
Lineage: Eukaryota; Metazoa; Chordata; Actinopteri; Centrarchiformes; Centrarchidae
Exons: 7
Coding region: 328-978 (216 amino acids)
Source: RefSeq, a predicted model, not a curated record
UGAAGAGAGACUUUCAGAGGCACAUAACAAAGAUCCAGCGGACACAGGGCAGCAUUAGCAUUUAUUUGUUGCUGUGUUUACGUCCACCAGAUGAAUGUCUGCCUGCUUCACCUGAAAACAAAACAAAGACAUGGAGAACAUCUGAGGCACAUCAGGACACUAGGGGCCCAGCAGAUGGGUAUUCAUCUCUACAUGACUCCUGAGCUUUUACAUGUGAGCAGCCACAGCCUGAAGUCACAGUUCUGGUGAUCAGAUCUGCUUCUGGGCUCUAAAGAUUUAAGAUCUAGAUCUUUAGGCCUUCACAAGUGGUCUUAGAGUCUCCACCUGAUGAAAUCGUGGAGUAUGAGGGUGAGCCGAGUUCUGCCGCUAUCCGUUUUGCUGGUGGGACUCUGUCAGGCCCACUGUGCCCCUUCAACAGGUGUUCCCUCCACGGCCGGUGAGGUGAAGAUGCUGUCGCUGGGACUGGCUCACCUGCUGCAGGCGGUGGGGGAGAACAGGGAGAGGCUGGAGCAGCAGGGAGAGCAGGUGGCAGCAGAGCUGGACAGGUCCACAAAGAGUCUGGAGAGCUUUCGUAAGCAAAGUUUACAGGCAGGACGGACUCACAAGCAGGUGAGGAAGGACCUGCAGAUACUGAGCGCCAGGGGGGACAGGCUGUGGAGGGCGGCCAGAGAUCUGCAAAAGGGGCUGGCGGAUCUGGAGACAGAGCAGGGAGCCAUGCAGCACCGGAUGGACUGGAUCCUACAGAGAGUGAGGAGCCUGACCGAGCUGAGGACAGGGCCUCAAACUCAACUUGAAAUCAGCGCCAUGAAGGUCAUUAUUGAUAAACAGGCCGAGCGGCUCGCCAGUCUGACCGCAGAGGUUUCAGGCCGGGACCGAAUGAUUGACAGACGCCUGCAGCACAUUGACCACCUGGAGAAACAGGUGUCUGACAGUCUCCCAGCAGCACUGAGGGCAGAACCUGACUCCGACUGUGUCUGAUGAGCACAGCUGCAUCAACACAGCCACUCUGAACCAGUCCACUCGCACGCUGCGAUGAGGAUGACUUUGUAAAGCCGACAAAAUGAACUGCUCUGAAAGUCAAACAAGGGUGUGUCACAACCAACAAAUGUGUCUUAUUUACAUAAAUACACAUUUGGGUAACUUUCCAACACAACCUGUCAAUUACUACAAAAACAUUUAUAUUAUGUUAUAUAUAUAUACGAGUAAUAUGUUGUGUUUAAAACUAUUGUCAAUGUGUGUUGUCCUCUGUUUGAAAAUGGCUCAAAAACAAAACUUGUUCCUGACACAUCAUGUGUGGCUUUGACUUUCACAAUAUAUUGUGGUUGAUGAUGGCGGUGAAUUGCCUUGUGCAGAAACUUUGCUCAUGCAUACCCGAAUAAACAGACGCACACUGAGGUCAGAGAAACGUUCAGACUAGUGUUGUAAUACUCGAGACUGGUCUUGGUCUCAACAAGUUGGUCUAACAACACACACAACUGACUAAAAUAAAAAUACAUAAUC